Molecule: messenger RNA, 1680 nt
Organism: Tilletiaria anomala UBC 951
Lineage: Eukaryota; Fungi; Basidiomycota; Exobasidiomycetes; Georgefischeriales; Tilletiariaceae
Product: prim-pol domain-containing protein
Exons: 4
Coding region: 98-1540 (480 amino acids)
Biological process (GO): DNA replication, synthesis of primer
Cellular component (GO): alpha DNA polymerase:primase complex
Source: RefSeq, a predicted model, not a curated record
CUCUGUUGCAAGCCAAUGAGAGCUUGGUAUAUUGGCCACAGUCCUGGUUCUGGAUCACUUUCUGCAUCGACGGGAAAGUAGGUUGGCUAAAGGCAUCAUGGCAGCCGCCGCAGUCGCAGCCGUUGCACCGCCGUAUGGGCCGGCACGACCGGACCCGAUCAACAUGGAGUGGGAAGGCGAUGACGAGCAGAUGGAUGCGGUCAUGGCGGCUUUUGAUGAGAGAGCAAUGGACCAGCGAGAAUCGACAGACACAAUGGCGAUGCUUGCCUUCUAUCGUUUCCUGCUGCCAUGGAAGAGUCUCUUCACUUGGCUGAAUCAUGACCUUGUGCAACGGCCAGGAAAGCUAUUCGACCACCGCGAAUUCGCAUUCACAUUGCAAAACGACGCCUACCUGCGAUACAACUCAUUUGGGACUUGGCAGGAGCUACAGAAAGAGGUGGUGCGUCUCAAUCCAGCAAGGUUCGAGAUCGGGCCAGUAUACAGCGGAAAGCCAAAGGACAAAAAGAACGCAAGUAAGAAUUCAUUCAGGCCCCAGUUCCGCGAGUUAGUCUUUGAUAUCGACAUGACAGACUACGACGAGAUACGCACGUGCUGCACAGGCAAAGGGAUCUGCAAGCGCUGCUGGGCAUUCAUCGCUGUGGCGGUGCAAGUGCUGGAAGACGCGCUACGCAACGACUUUGGCUUCAAGCAUCUGCUCUGGGUCUACUCCGGUCGGCGUGGUAUCCAUUGCUGGGUGUCGGACCGGAGCGCGUGCAGCCUCGCGGAUGACGCGCGCAAGGCCAUCGUUGGCUGGCUUGAAGUCGUGCGCGGCAGCGCCAACCAGAACAAGAAAGUGGACACGGGUGCGGGAAUGCCGGGGCGUUCUCUACAUCCUUCGCUGCGGCGUGCGCUCGGGCAGGAUGGCGCGCCUGGGCCUCUGUCGAUUGCAUUCGCUGAGGUGGUACUGCGCGACCAGGACUGCUUCCGCGACAAGCAAGGCUGGGAGCGCCUGCUCGCGCUGCUGCCGCCCAAGGAGACGGAAGCAAUCCAGAAGUUAAGGACCAAGUGGGAGUCUGCCGGGCCAAAGGGCAGCAAGAGCAGCUUGGAGAAGUGGCAGGACGUGAUGGCACAUGCAAAGAAGAAGGAAGAGGUGUGGAAGCCGUAUUGCGAGGACAUCAUCCUGCAAUAUACGUACCCGCGUAUCGAUGCGGAAGUGUCUAAGCACCUCAACCACCUUCUCAAGAGUCCGUUUGUCGUUCACCCGGCGACGGGGCGCGUGUGCGUGCCGCUGGACGUGUCAUCGGUGCAUGUGUUCGACCCUGAGAAGGACUGCCCAACGGUGGCGCAGCUGCUGCGUGAGCAGGACGCGUACAUCCGCCAGCUGAAGCGCGACGGCAAGCAUCACAAACAGGACGGAGGGAUCGUCGACCCUAACGUUCACGCGUGGGACCAUACCAGCCUGCGGCCGUUUGUCGAGCUGUUCGACAAGCACAAUGCGGCGAUCGUCAAAGAGACGGACGCACUAAGGAGGGCAAAACUUGCACAGUCCGUGGAUUUUUGAGGGCAUGCCCACUGUCCCCCAGGCAUUUUGAGCAUCCCCAUCACGGCCUAAUCGUAGACGCGCACACUAUGUAAACGUAUAUCACAUCACACGCACCCCGCAUGUACUGUUCUGUCAUUACAAACUUGUUAUUGAACAUU